AUGGGUUCACAUAGCUUACCCUCCCCUCCCGCGGAUGACAACAAGUCUGCCCUCUCCCGGAAGAGCACCACCUCAAGUACCAAAUCGGUCAAGCCUGUCCACCGAGCAUCAAAACGUGCCAGCUCCAGUGCUGCCACGAUACACCACCAUGACCACGUUACCCACAGCGCUGGCAUGGAUGGUCGACAUAAGAGGGUCUGGAAGGCCUGCGAGCGAUGCCGCAUGAAGAAGACCAAGUGUGAUGGUGAAUUCCCUUGCAAGCGAUGCAAGGACGAUGGCUUGGUCUGCACUGCUGGUGUCCGCAAGAAGAUGGAGUAUAAGCAGCUCCCUCGAGGAUACGCCGAGGUCCUCGAGAACACCCAACUCGCCCUCAUUGCCACCGUCCACAAGCUCUACUCAAUGGUCCGAACUGGCCAACAGUGGGAUCUUGGUGAGCCCGAAUUGAACGACCGCGGCCAGCCCGUGAUCCACAACAUCGCCCAGAAGCUGGGCUGCAUCCGACCCAACAGCGAUAUCGAUCUCCCCGUUCACUCAGUGUUCCCCGAAGACGAAGCCGGCAUGGCAGAGCUCGCCCGCCAACUCGAGGAUCAACAGAAGGACCAGGAGCCUCUCAAGGAGAUCAAGGACACCGACUCGUCUGUGUACAACCGAACGGAGCGCGCGUCCUCUUCAGAAGUCGACCACUCCGAUUUUGAGCAGGACUACCGAAAGGCGGCCUUUGGAAACAGCAACGCCAUGACUCUCUCACCACAGAGUUUCACCGGCAGCCACGACUUCGAUUUCGCCGCCCCGCCGCCCGAGAUGGACCCGACGACCCUGUUUCCCUCCCAGUCUCCCUCGAUACCCAACUUCCCCGCCUGGACCAUGAACAAAGCGCAGCCCAACGACCUCACCAUGCAAUUCCUCCAACAAGCCGGCGUGAUGCAAAAUAUGGACAUGCUAAAUCAGGGCCUGGUGGAGUCAGAGUUUGGCACCAUUAAGCCCCACGUUCUCUCAUGUCCUAACCCGGAGGUCAUGAUGGGCAUGGGCGACCCAAUGAUUUAUUCGGGCUAUGACGGCGAGCCGAUGCGACUAUGA
Messenger RNA from Ilyonectria robusta, 1077 nucleotides. RefSeq lists its product as uncharacterized. The coding region runs from base 1 to 1077 and encodes 358 amino acids. Gene Ontology annotation, molecular function: zinc ion binding; DNA-binding transcription factor activity, RNA polymerase II-specific. Gene Ontology annotation, biological process: regulation of DNA-templated transcription. The record is from RefSeq and is a predicted model, not a curated record. Lineage: Eukaryota; Fungi; Ascomycota; Sordariomycetes; Hypocreales; Nectriaceae. The transcript is spliced from 3 exons.